Dendronephthya gigantea is the source of this 1881-nucleotide messenger RNA. RefSeq lists its product as uncharacterized. Lineage: Eukaryota; Metazoa; Cnidaria; Anthozoa; Malacalcyonacea; Nephtheidae. Bases 1 to 1881 code for a protein of 626 amino acids. The transcript is spliced from 4 exons. Gene Ontology annotation, molecular function: zinc ion binding. The record is from RefSeq and is a predicted model, not a curated record.
AUGGGGGACAGACAGGAAGUAUCAAUUGUAAACUCGUUAAAGACGUUCAAGGACGUUGCACAACUGUCCAAAACAAAAUUAAAACAUAUCGCUAAAAGUUUAAACAUUGACGUUGAAAAGUCGUUUGGAAAGAAAGCCAUACUUAAUCUUGUCUGUAAUGGUUUAAACAUAUCAACUUCGUCUACGAGUUCGUCUGUGCCGUUGCCCCAACCUGCUGAAGACCAAAGCUUACCGUCGAUAAGGCAGCUACAGAAACUAAAAAACUGGAGCAAGAGUCUCACUGGUUUACCGCAAGUUGUGGACGAGUCCAUGGUAAAGACCUUUUUAGUUGGAGUGGGUUAUACCAAAGCGGACGUCAAGAAAUACAAAACCCUUCGUGCUUGGGAGCACAAACAAGGAGUUCACUCUUUAAAGGUUCAUUCAUUACCAGAGUAUGAAAAUAUGUGGGUUUUAAGAGGUUGUUGCAACCCAUCAUUCUCCACCGAUCCAGAAGAAAUGAAGACGAUGUAUGUUGUCAUGCACAUGGAGACCAGCAAGCCAUUAUUUGCAUAUUGUACCUGCACAGUUGGUUUGCGAGGUAAUUGCAGCCAUGUUGGUGCUUUGUUGUUUGUCUUGGCUGACAUUAUUGCAGAAGGAAAAGUGCAAAUCCCUUCAGACCCUACUUGUACGGACUUACCUUGCUCAUGGACAGAACCUAAAGGUGCCAAAGUAAAACCAGCAAUGGUUGAAAAUAUAAAUAUUUACAAAGCUAAAGUGGGAGAGCAACCACCUGAAAAGAAAUUCCGACCAUCUCCUGCAAUAACAGAGGAUUUGUACAAAAACAGUGAUGAAAAUCCCCUAACAAAGGAAGAACGAAAAUCAAACUUGAGGCAGGCAAUUCUAGAAGCAAAUAUGGGUAAACCAAUGCCUCCCAUAAUUUACCUGUUAUCCAAGGUGGAAAAUGAUUCUGCCCAACCUGCAUCUGAGUGUAAUCUACCAGACGUUUAUAUUUGUGAGAAUUAUGCAAGUUUAGCUAUUUGUUGUGAUAUUGAGGUACAGACUAGCUCAUAUGCAAAUGCUGACAAUAAUGAAAUUGAAGAAAUCUUAGAGCAUAAUCUUGGUAAUACAAUUUGCUUGCAAGAAAUUCGAGAAAAAGCAGAAAAUGUUUUGAGUGAAAUAUGUGUAAGCCAAGAGGAAGUUGAGUCAAUAGAACGGGAAACCAGAGGCCAGCACAACAAUCCACUGUGGUUUACACACCGCAUGCCAAGGAUAACUGCAUCAAAGUGUAAGCGGGCAAUUCAAAAAGUGACUACAAGUCCCACUAAAGCAUUGCGUGACAUAUUGGGCUACAACAAGCGCAUCCAAACAUCAUACAUGCAAGAUGGAAAGGAUUCAGAACUCAAAAUUAUAGAAAUGUAUGAACAAAGAAACAAUGUCAAUGUCCAACCAUGUGGAUUUUUCAUAUCUGUCACCCAUCCGUUUCUUGGUGCAACACCAGAUGGUUUGGUUGGGGAUGAGGGUAUAAUUGAAGUAAAAAAGAUCCACCCACACACUGCAGAAUCCUUACUGGAUGCCCUCAAAAGGCAAUGUAUAUUAAAGGAAACAGGUGAUCAAGUCUCAUUUAAUAACAAUCACCCCUACUAUUACCAAAUUCAACAACAGCUGUUUUGUUCAAGAAGGUUAUGGGCUGAUUUUGUUGCUUCAGAUGGAAAGGCUAUAUUUGUUCUGAACACUGCUUACUGCCAGAAAUUUUGGGAACAGCAACUACCCAGGCUUAGGAAAUUUUAUUAUGACAUUAUUUUAUUGGAGCUUGCAUAUCCUCAGGUUAAGUUUGGACACAGUAGAAUUGGUAAACUUGGAAUUACAUAUGAAUCUCUCAGCACUGUUGUAAGAGAGGAAUAA